Molecule: messenger RNA, 1032 nt
Organism: Ornithodoros turicata
Lineage: Eukaryota; Metazoa; Arthropoda; Arachnida; Ixodida; Argasidae
Product: tRNA N(3)-methylcytidine methyltransferase METTL6-like
Exons: 1
Coding region: 126-947 (273 amino acids)
Source: RefSeq, a predicted model, not a curated record
AACUAUCCGAACUGGCUCAGUCGCAGACGACAUUUUUAGGGCACGUACGUAUAAACCUUAUCACGUGUGCGGCGGGUAGCGUUUACCUUGGAUAACUAGCGAUAACGGUAACUUCGGUGACAGUAAUGGAUAACGAUAAAAUCAGGGAACAAUACGGCCACUAUGCCAGACGUCUUACAGAAUCCGAAGUGGAAAAACUGGCAAACGACACUGUCAGGCUCUCUCCCUUCAAGUGCAACAAACUUGAACUCGAGGCACGGAAACACUGGGACCUCUUCUACAAACGCAACGAAACUCGUUUCUUCAAAGAUCGUCACUGGACGAAACGAGAAUUCGAAGAACUCAUCUGUGACACGCAAAGUGACAAUAGCAGACCCGUUUUGCUCGAAGUCGGAUGCGGUGUUGGCAACUUUAUUGUCCCCUUAAUAGAAGAGAACUGUGCAUUUUACAUCUACGCCUGCGAUUUCUCACCUAGAGCCGUAGAGUUCGUUCAGUCAAAUCCACUCUUCACUGAGGAUGUAGGAAAGGCCUUUCAAUGUGACAUCACACAAGAUAGGCUCUCAGACACCAUACCAGAAGGCAGUGUUGACAUUGCGACUAUGAUCUUUGUACUUUCUGCUGUCCAUCCCGAUAAGAUGGGUCAGAGCUUAGAAAACGUGCUUAAAGUACUAAGACCGGGUGGUUUAUUGCUAUUCAGAGACUAUGGCCUCUACGACCAAGCCAUGCUAAGAUUUGGUCCCGGACACAAAAUAGGGGAAAACUUCUAUGUCAGACAGGAUGGGACUAGAGCAUUCUAUUUUUCUGAGGAACACUUAAUGGAGCUGUUUGUCCAGGCUGGAUAUCUCGUCGAAUCCAGCAGCUACGUCACUCGUGAAACGGUUAACAAGAAGGAAGGAAUCUGUGUUCCUCGUAUUUUUGUGCAGGGGAAGUUCAGAAGGCCAUCCUGACUCGGCUGAAAGCAUUUGAGUGAUAGUUAAAAAUAUAUCUGUAAAUAACUGUAUAUUUUCAUCCUAAUAAAAUAUUAACUCUGUA